GGCUGCAUGCCUCACGUUUGAAAUGUUUUGUCCAACAUAGCAGAUGACGAAGGGAAUUCAGCAGUUAACUCCCCCGUCUGGUUUGUGUUUGGAAGAAUAUCAUUUUUCGAACUUGUAGCUCGCACAGCCAAGGAUUCGUGGAACCAUUUUGUAUGUGGCUUUUUUUUCUUUAUACCUCCUUCAACUUGGAAACUUUGAUCCAACUUUCAGCUUUAGUCCAGACCGUUCCAAUGUGCAGUCAUAUGCAGCUCUCCGCUUAAACAUAAGGAAUUUUCUUGGAAAGUUGUGCUUUACAUUCACUUGAGGAUAUAAUAGAUCAAACUUUACAGUAAGUUUGUUUGUUUUUGUCUUUUUUUCGCACAAAAAUCUACGAAAAUGUGCUCAUCAUUUUUUGAUGGACGAUAAUCUGUUAACUUGGACUUUCAAAAACAAUGCCAUUCUAAUGUUUCAUCGGGGAAGCUUACUUGCUUUAUGAAGUGGACAGAGAUGACCAGUGACUACGAGAUAUAUACAGAUUGUAUUAAUACUGGGUACAACUUACCUAGACAAAGAAGGAAAAGUUUGAUCCUAGUAAUUGAUGAAACAUUCAGAACUCUUAUAAAUUUCCGGCUUUUGCUUUUGGCGUUUGUGGUGUACAAAUGUUUCCACGUAGCCACCGCUAGUCAUAAUAAUGUGAAGACUUUGGUCAGAGACGAUGUGGAAGAAAAUCGGACAAUAAAGCUCGUCUUGUUCAAUGGCGGGGAAUACAGGCCUUUAAGAGGCAGGAAGCUCAGACCUGGCUCUUCUCGAGAGUUUACCAACAUGCCCCUAAGUAAUGAUCAUAUAGAAACAUAUCCCACAGAACAGGCACCGAAUUUAACCGAUUUGCCAAAUUAUUACAAAUCAUUAAAAAAGGGAAAAGUUGCACUAAGUAGAGGACAAGACGGAGUCAGAAAAUCGCCACCGUUUCUUAGAAAGUCAGGCCGUAGCAGACCAGUCUUAGGCAAUACCCAUGUCAUGUUAUCCAAUUCUGAAAGAGAAGUCGUUACAGAAGAAGUGUUAGAUUUAGUGCCCAGCAAAAAUGACAGAAUUCCGUACAAUGUGUACGAUCAUCCAAACCUUCAUGGAGACAUCGAAGGCUACCAGAGCACACCCGAAUACACCGAACUCAAGGACGAGAUUCUUCUGCAGACGUACAAGGCGAGAACUCCAUGUCAAAGGUCAAACCUACAGUGGGUGCGAGAUGAAGAAAAUUGUGGAGUUUUCUUUGUCUGCGUCAGGAAUCGAAUGGCAGCGGCUAUGACUUGCCCCGGUAACGAGGUGUGGUCUAAUAGAGCGACUAAUUGCGUGCCCUUGAAGUCCAGAUGGGAUGACUGCACAGCCGUAGAUGAAUCUGAGCAUACGACCGAGCACGGGGACCAACGUAUCUAUAGUUCUGAAAGCGAGUCACGUCUGCACCAUGAUGAAUGGGAGAGCACUCAAAAAGAAGAUUGGACUACAAGUACGACAAGUACAACACCUAGCACUACAACAACGACGACCAGUACUGAAGAAACGACAACAUCUACAACAGAACCACCAGAACAUUUAACUGUCGAAGACAACAACUACAAGGUCGAACCAAGGCUGCAGUUAGAACUUAAUCCCACAUCUCACAAUGGCAACGGUCGUGCAUUUAAAACUGGAAGACGGCGUCUGAAUCCGGUGAGGCGUCAUGGGGAAUACAUCAUAUUGAAAACCACACAGCCCGUAUCCAAUAAAGAGCCUUCUCAUCAGACGGCCGCCCUGAAAGGGCCCCAGCUACCAGAGACAAAGAAAGUCUCUCGUGUUUUCGUAAAACGAAAGUCUAUUUACACAUCUCCAUCCACCACAAGAACUAAUGCCCAGAGAAGGUACAAGCAACGUGGAACCGACACGAGCCGUGGUUAUUGGAACCACAACGGCAAACAGAGAGAACCAGCAGCAACAACCAUGUUGACACAAACUACCACCAGCACAACCACAACAACCACAACUACAGCACCGCCUCCAACAACAAUCACUAAACUCCCUGUGUACAUCGGAACACUAGGCCCGCUGCUAAGGAGGAGAUCAAAGGUGACACGGCAGAAGCAUGUUCAACCCCGAGCUAGGAAAGAGCGGGUGAACAACCAGCGUCUGAAAACUGACCGGCUCCACUACAGAUACGAUGUGCCCGACAAUAAACCGGAUCUUACCGCUGAAGUCAGUGUAGAUGUGAAAUCCCUUCAAACCACGCCUGUGGUGGAAAUCCAGACCCACAGCACGUCGAGACCAACUACUAGCUGGUGGGUUGACAUAGUGACGUUAGGCCCACCAGUUCCUCCAGAAAAAGUUCGACCAGUUAGCCACUCCAGAGCAUCGCUACCUGUCAAACACCCAGCAAUCAACAGCACCACUUUUCCUCCAUAUCUUCCAGAAUGUGGAGUAUCAGUCACCAGCAUGAUUGUAGGAGGACUCCCUGCCAAACGUGGACGGUGGCCGUGGGUGGUAUCGCUGCAGCUGACAUGGGCCAAGAGGCAUGUGUGUGGAGCAACGCUGAUCCAUCCCCAGUGGGUUGUCACUGCUGCGCAUUGCGUCGCUGGGCCAGACUUUAAUACUGCUGACGAAUGGAGAGCUGUGUUUUGGCAACAUGGCUCCGCACAAAGUGUGGACUAUAUUGUGAAGCAUCCGGACUUCGUUAAUGGCGACAACUAUCCCAAUGAUAUUGCUCUACUUAGAUUGUCUAAAGCAGCAGACGUCUCAGGGUUCGAUGUCCGCCAUGCCUGCUUACCAGAGAAAGAAAAAAUCCACAGAGAAUGGGAGGAGUGCUGGAUUAUGGGAUGGGGCGAAGCUAAAGAUCAUGUUGAAACUGAGCUGAUGGAGCUGGAAGUGAACAUCAGGAAGAACUCGGAGUGCUCAGCUCGCUGGGGUUGGAAACGAAUUUUAAACUCCCAUGUCUGUGUUGGCAAUGGAGACAGAGGAGCGUGCAAUGGAGACUCCGGGGGACCAUUGGUAUGUCGAAAGAAUGGCUAUCAUUACCUGGCAGGAGUGACUUCUUGGGGAGUCAGCGGAUGUCAAACUACAGGCUACCCCAGUGUCUUCACCAGGGUGGCUUAUUACACAGACUGGAUUCACGAGACAAUACAGGCCUACACAGGGUGAUGACAUAAUCUGUUUAUUGAAAGAACUUAUUAACUUAUGUCUGAAAGUGGUUGAUUUAUGAAUGGUUCAACUCUUAGUAGGCCUAUGCCCUCAAAAGAAACUCACAAAGUGUUCUCUGAAUAAAACCAUAGUGAGUCUACGACUUUACGUCAUACAGUUUGUUUCGUCUUCCUAUCACUGCCUUUGAUUUCUGGCUUCAGAGAAUAGCACAAGUUUCACGUCAGAAUAUGUGGGAGUUUAAAAAGUAGGAAGCAAUCAUUGGUAACAGCUUGAUACUCAACUUAAUGUCUCAUAUAGAGUUCAGUUACAUUUGUGUGUAGAACACGGUUCAAACAAUGUCGAAGUUUACUUAUCAAAUAAAAAAUGUUUUAUUUGUUCCUCCUUUGGUCAGUCAAUCUAUAUAUACAUCAAGAUGCAGUUCAAAGAAUGGACAAUACUUACCUUUAAAUCUAGUAACUUAGCCUAUCCAAACAAAAUGGUGUACUGCUUCAAUCAAAAUGAAUGCAUGUUUGAAACUUGUUUUGUUUUAUGCGUGUGUUAUAUGUUGAAUAUUUUGUGAUAGGUUCGAAAUGAUCACAUUAACAUUUGAAUAAUAAAUAUUAACUGUAUAACCCUUUAAUUAUACCCAUUAAAAUUUUCAGUCUCAUAUAAAGAUGAAUUUGAUUAUCUUUUUGUUAUACACAGGGCAUAUUUUUUGGAAGUUGGUCAGUGACAGCAAAUAAAUUAUGCAACUAACAAUUCUUUAAAUAUGUGUGUUUUGUUCAUUCAAUGUCAAGAAAUUUUAAAAUAAUAAAUCCUUUUUGGAGAGUAUUCAGUUAUUUGUGACUCACUUGGGCUUUUAACUAAUAUUCCCAUAACUAUGCCCUGAAUAGCUAUUGAAAGAAACAAGAAUUUGUUUUUCUUUUCUACAUGCACUUCAAGUUCUGUAAGAUGCUAUCUAGAAAUCAAUUAAUUUGACAAGGUCAUAAUGUUUUAAAAA
Biomphalaria glabrata is the source of this 4120-nucleotide messenger RNA. RefSeq lists its product as uncharacterized. Gene Ontology annotation, biological process: proteolysis. The coding region runs from base 472 to 3141 and encodes 889 amino acids. Gene Ontology annotation, molecular function: chitin binding; serine-type endopeptidase activity. The record is from RefSeq and is a predicted model, not a curated record. Gene Ontology annotation, cellular component: extracellular region. The transcript has 6 exons. Lineage: Eukaryota; Metazoa; Mollusca; Gastropoda; Planorbidae.